This is a messenger RNA of Ichthyophthirius multifiliis, 1476 nucleotides long. RefSeq lists its product as hypothetical. The record is from RefSeq and is a predicted model, not a curated record. Lineage: Eukaryota; Ciliophora; Oligohymenophorea; Hymenostomatida. The transcript is spliced from 2 exons.
AUGGACUUUUUAGUUUACAAAAAAAGAAAAUUACAAAAAAUACACAAAAUAAAAAAACCCAAAUAAGAAUAAACUAUUUCAAUAGAAAAACCUCUUAAAAUUAUAUAAAAAGCAAAUUUGAAAGUAAAAAUAAUUAGAGAUUCAGAUACUGAAGAAGAAGAAGAAUAAUAAAUUUAAUUAGAUCCUUAAAACGAGAUAAUAUAAGAAGAAAUAUAAGACGAUUCUUCAUUUUAAAUAGAAUAAAACUUAUUAAAGCCUACAGAAAUUUAAAAUAAAAAAAAAGACUAAAAAAAUAGCAACGAAAAAAAAUAACAAAUUCCUUAAAUAAUUAAUUUUUCAUAAAAUCCUACUAAAGUAAAAUUAAAUCAAAUAUCAAUAUGUAUUCCUGAUUCGAUAAUAUCGAUUCCUUAAUCUUCCGAACUUCGUAGUUAUUUUAUAAGUGAAUUAGCCCGAACUGCAGCAAUAUUUUGUGUUGAUGAAAUAAUAAUAUUAAAAGAUAAUUCAUAUAAGAGUAAGUCCACAAAUUUCGAAUAAGGUCCUUAUAUAGCCCGAAACUUAUAAUACUUGGAAACUCCUUAAUAUUUAAGAAAGCAAUUGUUCCCUAUACACCCUGAUCUUAAAAAUGCAGGCUUAAUGAACCCUAUAGAAUGUCACCAUCAUCUAAAAUAAGACCAAUAUUGUAAAUAUAGAGAAGGAGUAGUAGUCAGUAGACCUAUAAAAGGCGGAGAAGAUAGCUCUUGGGUUGAAAUCGGUUUGAAAAAAUAAGCAAAAGUAAAUUAUAGAUUAGCUGCGAAUACGAGAAUUACAUUAAAACUAGAAGAUGAUACACUUGAUAUUUAAAAUAAAUACUAUAAUGCUGAAGUUGUAAGUUAAAAAGAACCGAAAGAAAAAAUGGGACUAUUUUGGGGAUAUUCAGUUAGAUUAGCUGAUAAUUUAACUUAAGUUUUUAAAGGAGAAAAUGAUAUUAGUAUAUAUAUAUAUAUAUAUAUAUAUAUAUAUAUAUAUAUAUAUAUAUAUAUAUAUUAUUUAUAUAUAUAUUUAGAAUAUGAUGUAAAAAUACUAAUUAAUUAAGGAGAUCAUGAAUAAUUUAAUGUUUAAAAUUUUAACAAUAAUAUUAAAUAAAAUUUAAACGGAAAGAAGUAUUUAUAUUUUUAAUAAAUAUUAUUUAUGUAUUAUAACUUUAUAGUUUGUUAGUUAUUUUUAGUGGAUAUAAUAACCUUUAAAGUAUAGUUGAUAGUGAUGAAUAUUCUAAAAUAACAGGAAAAGAUGCUUUAUUAUAUUUUGAUGCUAAUUUUACAUUAUAAUAAGGUGGUUUUGGAGUUAAAUAAUUAAGAUUAGAAGUAAAUAUAUACAUAUAUAUAAUUAAAAAUUUAUAUAUAAAUAUAUAAUUUUUACUUUUUUUUAUUUAUUUAUUUUAUAAAAAAUAAGGAAUAACUUACAUAAACUUUAUUUAUUAUUAGAUAAAUGUUUUAAUGA